GCCAGUAACUCCACAGCGCCAGGAGGCCUACGACUGAUACGAUGGGUGUACCAGACGAGCAGAUCCAUCCAGUCGCGACGGGUCGCGCUGCGCAAACCGUCAAGCAGCAUCAGGAGUCGCAGGAUCUGGUGUUUUACUCAGGAUGGUUUUGUCCCUAUGUUCAACGGGCAUGGAUAGUCCUGGAGGAGAGGGGCAUCUCGUAUCAAUACAAGGAGGUGAACCCAUACAAGAAGGAGCCGCAUUUCCUGUCGAUCAACCCGAAGGGCCUCGUUCCCGCAAUCGAAUACAAGGGCCGUGCGCUCUAUGAAUCUCUCAUCAUCUGCGAGUUCUUGGAGGACGCCUUUCCCCACUAUGAGCCACACAUCCUCCCAUCCGAUCCAUUCGAUCGCGCCAUUGUCCGCCUUUGGACCGACCAUGUCAACAAGCAGAUCGUCCCUGCGAACAUGCGCCUAACGCAGGCGCAAGACCCGCAGAAGCAGCGUGAGCAUCUCGAGGAAUUGAACAAGGCGCUGCGGACCCUUGUCGAGAAGGUCAAGGGGCCGUACUUCCUCGGGGAGCAGUUCACGUUGGUCGACGUUGCGCUGGCCCCCUGGGUCGUUAGGGACUGGGUUAUUGCGGAGCACCGCGGAUACAGCCGCGAGGCUGUCGGCGGGGGAUGGAAGGAGUACGCGGCGCAGCUGGAGUCACGCGAGAGCGUGCUGAAGACGUCGAGUGACAAGGUGCAUUUCACUGAGAUCUACGCUCGAUACCUUCGCGACGAGGCGCAGAGUGAGGGAGCGAAGGCGAUCAGAGCCGGGCGUUCGUGGUGAGCGUUAGGUGUAGGAUAGCCUAUAGUCAGAACAAGCAUUCUCGCCGCACGGGAUGUUUGAUCCCGUGAUCUUGCGUCGAUAGCGGAGCCAAUCCCAACAUUACUAUGACUUGCGGGUCUCAUUUUGUCACUUAAGGUUGUCAGUGCAAUACGAGAUACUGUAGAUGCC
Messenger RNA from Dichomitus squalens LYAD-421 SS1, 977 nucleotides. RefSeq names its product glutathione-S-transferase. Gene Ontology annotation, molecular function: glutathione transferase activity. The coding region runs from base 42 to 809 and encodes 255 amino acids. Gene Ontology annotation, cellular component: cytoplasm. The record is from RefSeq and is a predicted model, not a curated record. The transcript is spliced from 4 exons. NCBI's taxonomy places the organism in Eukaryota, Fungi, Basidiomycota, Agaricomycetes, Polyporales, Polyporaceae.